Molecule: messenger RNA, 996 nt
Organism: Anisakis simplex (herring worm)
Lineage: Eukaryota; Metazoa; Nematoda; Chromadorea; Rhabditida; Anisakidae
Source: the annotation of a GenBank genome assembly
AUGUUCGAGUUACUUUCGGAUGAUGUGACCAGACGUAUCUAUCAGCAUUUGAACGCACAGGAACGAGGUCGCUUCGCCUCUCUGAAUCAAUCACUACGAAGGCUUUUCAAGACGUGGGAUGAUGUGCAGUGCUGUUCGGUGCGUUCUGAUGGACUGUCGUUGGCGGGUGAAAGUUAUGUUUUUGAGCAUGAACCAUUUGUGAGUUGCUUGAAAAGAUGUCCUUGGAUUCGCAAACUUGCCGUUCACGAUGUACGUGUGCUUGCUGAAGCUGAUAUCAGCUUGAUCGGAUAUCUUGGAAACUUAGACGAACUUCACAUACCAAGCGAUCUAUUCGAUAGUCGAGUUCCAAGGAAACAGCUGAUUGAGUCGUUGCUCUCGUUACCAAAAUUACGAAUACUUUGUGUUCAACAACGAUAUUGCGAUGAUAAAUCACAUUUGAAUAUAUUCACCGCAGAUCAUGCAAUUGCAAUUAAAUCCAAAAACGUGACACACAUCAAACUACAGGCAGUGACAGUAUCCUCGGAUGCCCUCGAAAUGCUCAGCGUGAAAUAUCCACAAACACUGCAAAAAUUAUGUCUUAUUGGAUCGUUGAUGCAUACACACGAUAUUAACGUUUAUUUCAAUGCGAUUAAUCGAUUCGAUAAUUUGUCAGCACUUACAAUACCACCGUCACUUUACUCGAUCAGUCCAUCAAACGAAGCGUUCUUCGCAGCCAAAUAUCCAUCUCUUCAAAAUCUUCAAGCCCUUCAAACUCUGGCCGUAUUCGUUUCGAGACCAGAUGUAAACGAGCUGAAACGAUUUGUUUACGCUGUCCUCCCAACAACACUACAAGAUCUGAUUUUAUUCGAUGCAUCUUAUCAGCUUGAACUGUCUGUAAAAGAUGAACUAGGCAGUCAUAUGCCAAAGGUUAGCAUAUUUCAUUUGACCAUUGACAAAAUUGACGCGAAGGGAGAAUCGUGUCUCGGAAAAGAAGAUGUACCGCAUUUGACAACAUAA